AUGACUACCCCUAACAUAUCUCCUAUACCAAAGGACCCUAUUAGUUCUAUUCAUGACCCGAAUUGGGAAAAUGCAAUGUUGGAUGAAUAUAAUGCUCUUAUUGCUAAUAAUACAUGGGAAUUGGUACCUAGGCCACCGGAUGUUAAUGUUAUUAGGUCCAUGUGGAUUUUUCACCAUAAACGUCUCUCUGAUGGGUCGUUUGAAAGGCAUAAAGUCAGGCUUGUAGGUGACGGGAAAACUCAGAGGCAAGGUAUUGAUUGUGAUGAAACUUUUAGUCUAGUUAUCAAACUGGAUUCUGAUAUGGCUUAUAUUUUGUUAUAUGUUGACGAUAUAAUUCUUACAACAUCUUCUGAUCAUCUUCGGCAGCAGUUUAUGACUCUUUUGGGUAAUGAAUUUGCCAUGAAAGAUUUGGGUCCCCUGAGUUUCUUCUUAGGGAUUGUUGUGACUUGUAAUGCAUCUGGUAUUUUCUUGUCCCAGAAACAGUAUUCUACAAAAAUCAUAGACAAGAUAGGAAUGGAUAACUGUAGCAGUUGCCCCACACCGGCAGACACUAAACCGAAACUCAGUGCUUCCAAGGACACUCCAUAUGAAGAUCCCACUAAGUAUCGUAGUCUGGCCGGGGCAUUAUAUUACUCACUUUUACCAGACCUGACAUCUCUUAUGUAG
Chenopodium quinoa (quinoa) is the source of this 666-nucleotide messenger RNA. RefSeq lists its product as uncharacterized. The transcript is spliced from 2 exons. The coding region runs from base 1 to 666 and encodes 221 amino acids. NCBI's taxonomy places the organism in Eukaryota, Viridiplantae, Streptophyta, Magnoliopsida, Caryophyllales, Amaranthaceae. The record is from RefSeq and is a predicted model, not a curated record.